Molecule: messenger RNA, 993 nt
Organism: Penicillium soppii
Lineage: Eukaryota; Fungi; Ascomycota; Eurotiomycetes; Eurotiales; Aspergillaceae
Exons: 2
Coding region: 1-993 (330 amino acids)
Biological process (GO): retrograde vesicle-mediated transport, Golgi to endoplasmic reticulum
Cellular component (GO): endoplasmic reticulum; SNARE complex
Molecular function (GO): SNAP receptor activity
Source: RefSeq, a predicted model, not a curated record
AUGACUGUAUCUGCAUUCCCUUCCGAGGGAUCCCCCGACCUCGCUCUCCUCAAUGUCGCCCGCCUGUUCACCCGACUCGAACACAACCUGCUCUCUCCGGGGACAGACCGGCGCUUACUUCAACAAUCCGCAUACCAGCGCAUGCGCGUGAACAAGAAUGUGGAAUACGCCCGCUCCCUACUCACCCAACUCGAGCGUUCCCUCCCCCAACUGAAACCGCUUGACCGCAAGCACGAAGCGCAAGCUGAGAUCGCACGCGACAGACAACUCCUGAAGCGGAUACAAACCAUCCUUGACGAAGAGGAAGCCAAAGUGGAGGUGGAGCAGGACGACGACGACGACGACAACGACGAGGAUUGCGGCGAUGACGAGUGGAAGGAGCUGUUCUCCAAGCCUCUUUCCCAGGAAAAGGUCGUCUCGCCAGCAUCUCAGCCUAAAAACCAACAGACAACGACGCAGGUGCCCGAAUCAUCACGAGGAGUGGAAGAGAACAAUGCGCAGCCCGCUACAAAUACGGCUCCAUAUGCAUCCACAACCACGCACCUUGUGCCAACACCCAGCCCACCAACAAGCACACCAGCACCCCCGACCCUCCGCAAUCGCCAUACUGCAAACCCUACAACCUCCACGGAUAAAGCAACCGCAACAGGAAGCAAUGCCAAACUCCACAACACAGAAAACGAACUGAGUACCCACAGAAUGGAGCAGGAAGACCUGACCAGCUCACUCCUAACGCUUGCCGCGCAAUUGAAGGCAUCUUCGCAGUCCUUCCAGUCCACGUUAGAAGGGGAGAAGUCCGCCUUGGACCGCGCAGUGUCCGGUAUUGACCGCACGAGUACCACUAUGGAAGCUGCGGGGAAGAGGAUGGGGAUGUUACGAAAGAUGACGGAGGGGAAGGGGCUGUGGGGUAGGAUGAUGCUAUAUGCAUGGAUUUUUGGCCUGUGGGUUAUUGCGAUUUUGAUUGUCUAUGUUGGGCCGAAGUUGAGGUUCUAG